This is a messenger RNA of Physeter macrocephalus (sperm whale), 966 nucleotides long. It is a transcript of the gene MROH8, whose product is annotated as maestro heat like repeat family member 8. The record is from RefSeq and is a predicted model, not a curated record. NCBI's taxonomy places the organism in Eukaryota, Metazoa, Chordata, Mammalia, Artiodactyla, Physeteridae.
AUGCCCCUGCCCCGCAGGGAAAGGGGAUCCCGCCUAGCCGGCUCCUGCGUGGCGAGCACUAGUCCUGCGGGCCGCGGGACCCCGUUGUCGAGCCACGCGCAACGCCUCACCCGGCGGCGCCAUUCCUCCUAGCAGGUCCCACCAGAGCCCGAGACACAAGCGGACUUCCGCGCGGGAAAGUGGCUCCAAGAGUGCACCGGAGGGGACGCCAGGGAUUCGCGGCAGACCCCGCGUGCUAGAAUGGGCUCUAGGCAUCGGAUCUGUAGUCGGGAAGAAGUAGUGAUCCCUUGUGCUUCUGACAAUGAUUCAGGAAGUGUGGAUUUGCAGCUGAGCAACUUAGAGAUAUUUUAAAAAGGCCCAGGUAGCCUUGAACUUACAGACUCGGACAUCUCAGAUAUCCCUGGACUCCCUCGGGAAUCCCUCACAGACACCUUCAGACACCUGACCCACCGGGGCCCCCUCGGUGAAGUCAUUGCUGAGAGGCUGAUUCAAUCCAUCCUGGAGUUUUUUAAUGGUGAACUAAAGAGUGAACUUGAGAAGCCAUCAUUCCUAAGAUCUUUGUCUUCUCUCAGCCGAACUUUACCUUAUGAUGACUUAGAAAAGCACCUGCGUGAAAAGGCCCUGAGAUCAAUGUGGAAGGCUCAAGUGUCCCCACAGUCCUAGGCGGAAAUGUUUGUUAUGAUGUAAAUUUUAUUUGGUUUGUAUGCAAUUCAGUUUCAAAAUUGCUAAAAAUGUGUUUGAGCUUUAGACUAUAACAUUUGUUGUAAUAAUUGCUAGGUUGAAGUUCACCAUGUAAAAAAAAAGGGCAUGGAUUUACAUUGCAAAAGGUGUCCACAGUGUAUUAGUGACAUUCUUUCAUUGACAGCUGACAUAAAUUCAUUUAGAGUGAAAUAUUCUAAGCCAAAAAAAAAAAAAAUCCCCUUUUUAAAAAAGGGGGUUUAACUAUUGUUGGCAUUCUUAUGGUUC